Molecule: messenger RNA, 1834 nt
Organism: Malus domestica (apple)
Lineage: Eukaryota; Viridiplantae; Streptophyta; Magnoliopsida; Rosales; Rosaceae
Product: serine/threonine-protein kinase ATM-like
Source: RefSeq, a predicted model, not a curated record
ACAUAAACUUGAGACAGAAGGGAUUGCCUGCUGAAAUGGAUGAUGAGGGAGUGGCUGCAAAUAUUGAUGCCAGCCGGUCUAGUGGGUCGCCAUCUAAUUUUAAAUUUACUGGUGAGAAGUUCUGGAGAAAGUGGUAUAAAAGGCUUACAGGUGAAAGUAACAUAUCCGGUGACCCAAACUUAAUAAAUGCAUCUUCUGCUGAGUUGCUUUCUGAAAUCUACUCUACAGCUGUCAACUGCCUCUAUCCGAACGAAAAUAAGACAUUUGAUUCAGUUGCCUGGUUUGUUUCUAGAUUCAGGAUUUCGGUAUUUCAUGAUGAAUCUAUUUGUAAAGCCUAUCGUAACAAUAUGGUUGGUCAGGAAGAUGCUAACCCCAACCUGUUGGGAUAUAGCGGUCAGAACGAGGCAAAAUCUGAACCAAAGAAAAGGAGGAGAAAGUCUAAGUUGAAGCAUCCAGGGGGCGAAGACACUGCCAGCAUGCCAAAUCUAGUUCAAAGCACUUCAACUGCUACAAAGAAAAGGGGACGACCAAAUCUGGGAAGAUUGAAGACUAAAUCCCUUUCUGGACUGUCAGAUGUGAAUAUUGGCAUCACCCCUGAUAGCUUUUUGGUGCAAGAGUCGUUGGACGUACACCCUCUCAUGCCCUGUGGUAAGCAAAAGAAUAGAAAGAUCGAUGAUGUAGCAAGUCCCGUGUGUCUGCAGAAUAAACAAACUACAGGAAUUCCAGAUUUAAAUGGGAACAAUCUUCUACCUGGCCUUCUUGGUGAUGAUCAACAGGCUAUUGGCACUGCUGCUUCUGAAGGUAAAGUUUUGUUAGAAAAUAGGUUAGGGAGUGAAACGGCUUCAGAGCAUUUGAAGUCUAAUAUCCCUGCUGCCUUUGUAGAUGUGAAUGUAAAAAAUAUGAAACCUGGUUCUUUGGUUGUAGAUCUGCGGGUUUCUCCUCAAGCUUUGUCAUGCCUGGACCCCAAACGGAAUACUGGCUUACUCUCAGCUGAAACUAGGCCUGCACAGAGAAAGAGAAAGAGAAAGGAGAAAGCAGAACAAAAGCUUCCGGCUGAUGGUAUUCCAGAUUUGAAUGGAAGUAGUGCUGAAUGCAACUUAUUGGGAAAGGCAUGUCAAGAGUUUAGUGGCCUGACGCCUCCAAUUAAACCAGAGCGGAAGAGGAGGAGGAGAAAAGGAGAAGCUACUGCUAUGCAGCGGAAACUGGAUGUGAAUAAUGGUAAAGCUCAGAUUAAUGAUAAGGCUCUGGCAACUGCUCUUAUGUUGAACUUUUCCCCAGGAGUAGCAAUGCCUUCAAAAGAUGAUUUGAUUUCAACAUUUUGUCGGUUCGGACCUUUGAAGGAGUCGGAGACACAGAUGUUGAAAGAUCCUGGUAGUGCCCAGGUUGUAUUCAUGGAAAAUGCUGAUGCUGGGGAAGCACUUCGGAGUCUAGAGAAGGACAACCCUUUCGGAGGAAACCUCGUUAGUUACAAGCUCUUCCAUCUUCCAUCUGUGUCCAGGGUUUUAGAACCAGGUUGGUCUCUCCCCACAGGUCUAGCCUCUCCAAGUUUGCCUGAAAAGGCAUCUCGCCUCGACUUCAUAAGGCAGAAUCUUCAGAUGAUGACAUCAAUGCUGGAGAACUCAGGAGACAAUCUUUCUCCGGAGAUGCGAGCAAAGCUGGAGUGUGAAAUUAAGGCCCUCCUGCAGAAGGGAGUGACUCCUUCGGGCAGGCUCUGUAGGUGAAUUAAUGUUAGAAUUGGAACCUUUGUAAUUUAUUGCAUGCAAGGGCAUAGGCAGAUGACCUAUUGCAUUCAAACCUCUAUGUAUCUCUAGUAAUUCGGCUUUUCAUUAUUUCA